CGGGGACCAGAACAAGAGAGGCUGUGCCUGUCUCGCCCAUUACAUACAUAGUUAGUACUGUAUAUGUAAUCCUGCUUGCUUUCUCAGUGCCGUUUUAUGUUACAUAUACUGCAUCUCCAAAAGUACAACACACAGUGCCCUCCAGAAGUAUUGGAAUAGUGAAGUCAAUGUAUUUAUUUUUGCUGUAGACUAGGGGUGUUAACACUUUUUCAGCCUGCAAGGUACUUUUAAAAUGACUAAGUCCCAAAGCUCCAAAGCUGCCAAAGAAAAGGGGUCCCCAACCACCGGGCCGGUCCGUGGGCGGGCCGCACUGGGCCGAGGAAACCUUUCAGGCGCAAUUAUAAAAGAAAUACACACACAAAAAAAAUGCAUUUGUAAAUAACUAAAUAAAAUUUUAAGUAAAUGCAUGGCAAUUUUAGAAAUGUGGGCCAUUAUUUUAUUCAAAAAAUAAUAUAGUUUGAAGUUUUUGCAUGUUUAUGUUGUUUAUGGCGAGUGUCCACUUUGUUUGACAGUCCUUGAACGCACCAUUGUACGUUCGCUAGCCUUCUCCCACUCUGCACAGAUGGUCAACUACACUGUAUUUUUAUCGUGUUUCUUUCACUUCAUAUUUGCUCCCGAAUGCUGAUACUCUGUGGGAAUGCUUAAAGGUUCUUUGCCCCACCCUUGGGCAGAUGUUUAGGGGUUAGGAAUAGAUUACAAAUGACUGCAGAGCCUUCCCCAAAGCUGGAGUCCUUUUACACGCAACAAAGCAGAAGACCGACACAGGGCGAUGUUGUUAAUUUAAUGUUCCUGUGCGGCAAAAGCCAGAGACAAAUUGAGACCUGGUUCCGACUUCGUAGACAGCAGGACAGGCCGUGUCAAACCAGGAAGUUUGGGGAGGCUGCUUGGAGGUUCUUUUUCUACCUCGUAGCCUUCAUUGCUGGCCUGACCUGCUUGGUUGAUGCACCCUGGUUUUGGGACCUCAGGGAAUGUUGGAGGCAAUAUCCAGUUCAGCCCAUGCAGAGAGUUCAUUACUGGUACUACAUGCUGGAGCUUGGCUUUUAUGGCUCCUUGCUGCUCCGCAUCUCUGUAGACAUCAAGAGGAAGGAUUUUAAAGAACAAGUGGUCCACCAUUUGGCCACCAUCUUUCUUCUUAGUUUCUCCUAUUGUGCCAACUACAUCCGUAUCGGCACCUUGGUCAUGCUUCUUCAUGACUCGUCUGAUAUCCUACUAGAGUCUGCCAAAAUGUUUAACUACGGCUCUGGGUGGAGGAAAGUAUGCGACACACUGUUUGUGGUCUUUACUGUUGUCUUCCUUUUAACUCGAUUGGUGAUUUUUCCCAGCAAGAUCAUCCAUACCACCCUUGUACUGUCCAUGGAGAUGUUCCAACCCUUUGCUGGCUACUACUGUUUUAACUUGCUCUUAAUGGUGCUGCAAGCGCUUCAUGUCUUCUGGGCUGGUUUAAUCUUACGAAUGGUUUAUAAAUUCUUGAAAGGAAAGUUGGAAAAAGAUGAACGCAGCGAUGAAGACACUGACUUGGAGGUGGACAGAGGAGAAGAAGUCCAAGAAGGAGAUUAUUAUCAGAAGACGAGUAAAGAUACUCAGAACUACAAACUACCCCCAUUGAGUAACAGCUGCGUCCUCAACAAUCUGACCAACCACAGAGCCUCAAUUGCCGAUAAUAUGCGUAAAGCUCAGUAAGGACUUUGUUUCAUUUUUAAAAUACAGGGGAAGGCAGCAACAAAAGACACUGUUAUACAGCCCAAGAGACAUAGGUUGUUCUUUAAUGCGUAUGUACUGUAGUUUGGAUCAUGAACGCAUUUCAAAUAUGAUUUAGUGAGAUUUCAUGUUGAAAAUAAAGUCACCUUUUGUCUAUUUUCUUG
Molecule: messenger RNA, 1862 nt
Organism: Dunckerocampus dactyliophorus (ringed pipefish)
Lineage: Eukaryota; Metazoa; Chordata; Actinopteri; Syngnathiformes; Syngnathidae
Product: ceramide synthase 2-like
Exons: 10
Coding region: 700-1680 (326 amino acids)
Biological process (GO): ceramide biosynthetic process
Cellular component (GO): membrane
Molecular function (GO): sphingosine N-acyltransferase activity; DNA binding
Source: RefSeq, a predicted model, not a curated record